Molecule: messenger RNA, 4392 nt
Organism: Eleginops maclovinus (Patagonian blennie)
Lineage: Eukaryota; Metazoa; Chordata; Actinopteri; Perciformes; Eleginopidae
Gene: cdon
Product: cell adhesion associated, oncogene regulated
Exons: 19
Coding region: 560-3895 (1111 amino acids)
Biological process (GO): cell-cell adhesion
Molecular function (GO): protein binding
Source: RefSeq, a predicted model, not a curated record
CCGUAUUGAGCUGUGGGGCUGGGACAUUCCUGGUUUGACGACCAGCUCCGCCGCUGCCAUGAUUUGCUGAGCAAUUCGACACUGGCUUCAAAGAUGCGUGUGUGGAAGAGGCAGCGGUAGAGACUGAGACCGAGAGCUGUUGGAGAAGUUACAAUAACGGGAUAGACACAGAGAGUGUGUCAGCAAACAAAACAGGACGUACAGCUUAUAAACACGCGGACUCCAAACUUCCCAGGAGGAAACUCUCUGCUACCUCAGUUCGAGUUUAGAACAGGGGUAGUUGUCGCACCUUGGCCCCGAAGUCUGCGCUGCUCCGCGGGGCUGAAGACUUUCUUUGACUCGCUCUACCUCCGGCUGUUUUCAUGUUCCUCCCGUCGUCUCGCACUUUGAGCCCGUGUCUAAUGGAGGGCCCCGUACGGAUUUGCCUCCAGAAGAAUGCGUUUUGCUGCUAAUUCACCCGACGGCUCGCAGCUUUUGCCCUCCUGCAAGAGAGGUUUGCUCAACAGCCAGGUGCGUGCGCGCUGGGCAACACGGCUGCAGGCGGGGGUCUAAGUGCACCAUGGACAGUGGCCUAAGGGUCCUCCUGUCCACUGUGCUGUGUCUCAGCCAGUCCCUGCUCAUCAGCUGCUCAUCUCAAUACCCCUCUUUCCGCUCUGAGCCUGCGUCCUUGGUUCAGAAUCAAGGCUCUGUUGCUCAUCUUCGAUGCUCAGUAAGUCCUCCAUCAGCUGUGGUCUCAUGGCGAUUCGGAAGCCGUCCCCUGGACAGGGACACCAUUCCUGGUGUUGAGCUCAACGACGGCUCCCUCACCAUCCCUUCCCUUCAGCCCGGGCAUGUUGGCGUCUAUCAGUGUGUGGCACGCUUAGCUCACGGGCUGGCCAUCAUUAGCCGCCACGCACAUGUGGCCAUAGCAGAAAUAUCUGAAUAUGAAGACGGCCGGCGGCGGUCGUUAUCAGUGCAGGAAGGCAGCUCUGUUCUUAUCGAGUGUCCUUUGCCGCACAGCGUCCCCCCCGCCCUGCCCAGGCUUCGAGUACGAGGGGAGCGGAUAGAAGUCUCCACAGAUGACUAUUUAGUUCUUCCGUCUGGAAACCUCCAGAUUCUCUCUGUGUCAGACCGGCACCAGGGCAUGUAUAAAUGUGGUGCAUUCAACCCUGUUACCGGGGAAACCGUCAUGCAGCCUCAUGGUACCAAGCUGUCAGUGAAACAUUCAGAUUCCCCCCCUCCUGUGCGGAUAGUUUACCCCACCGCCCCGCAGACGCUUUUGUUGCAGCAGUCUCAGCCUCUGACGUUGGAGUGUGUCGUGUCUGGAAGUCCUGCACCAGCAGCCAAAUGGUUAAAGAACGGUAAGGAGGUCACACCGGGGCCUUCUCUCCAACAGAACAACAACCUGCUCUUUGUUGCUGUGGCAAGGAGCGAUGAAGGGAGCUACAUCUGUGCUGCCGAAACGCAGCAGGGGACUGUGAUCAGCGCUAACUAUACUGUGAAUGUUCUUGAGCCUGCAUCUAUCACUGAGGGCCCGACCAAUCUGAUCGUCUCUCCUGGCUCCGCUGCUCGUUUCACCUGCGUAGCGACAGGAAACCCUUCCCCUAACAUCACCUGGCUGUACAACGCUGACCCCAUCACCCCAUCAGACCGCUUUCAGAUCUCUGGAUCCUCACUGGUGAUUACAGACGUGACGCCGCUGGAUGGGGGAGUGUUCCAGUGUCUGCUGGACAAUGGGAUUGGCUCUGCACAGUCAUUUGGAAUCCUUACGAUGCAAACAGAUCCACAGCUGGGCUCCACUGCCAGUGUGCUGCUGGAGGCUUCCCCGUCGCUCAACCCCAUGCAGAGCGAUGAAGGCCAUGAGCGCUUCCUGACCGAGGACGAAGGGGAAGCGGUCAAUGUGCCGGCCGACAGGAGCGAGAACCGACCUACUCCGGAGGCGCCAAUCAUCACCAGCCCGCCUCAGACUCACAAGCCCGACAUCUACGACCUGGAGUGGAGGCAGGGGCGGGAUGGAGGGAAUCAAAUCAACGCCUAUUUUGUCAAAUAUCGCAAGGUUGAUGAUUUGGGAACAGUGGUGGGCAGCUGGCACACAGUCCGUGUCCCUGGCAGUGAGAAGACCCUGCGGCUGUCGGAGCUAGAGCCCUCCAGUCUCUAUGAGGUGCUGAUGGUGGCUCGCAGUUCAGCAGGAGAGGGCCAGCCAGCCAUGCUUACCUUCCGCACCGGCAAGGAGAAGAGCCCCACCGUCGUCAAGAAUCCGUCCAAGCCUCCCGUUAUCUCCGUGCCCCCUAAAGCUGCAGAGGACAAAACGCACUUUGGUGUGGUCAUCCACGACAGAGUUCCUGAGGCCCCAGACCGCCCUACCAUCUCCAUGGCAACUGAAAGCUCGGUGUAUGUCACCUGGAUCCCGAGAGCCAAUGGAGGGUCUCCGAUCACAGCCUUCCGGGUCGAUUACAGACGCAGUCGCAGUGCAGAGUGGGUCGGGGCUGCGGAUAAUAUCUCGCCUCUCAAGCUGUCCGUGGAAGUCCGAAAUCUGGAGCCUGGUUCCUCUUAUAAGUUCCGUGUCGUAGCCAUGAACAUGUACGGGGAGAGUCCUCACAGCAUUCCCUCCAAGAUUUACCAGGUGCCACAAGCCAGCCCGCGCAUCGCAGACCGCCCCGUGGUCGGACCCCACAUCUCAUCCACCGACGCGAUCAGUGACACACAGAUCAUGCUGCGCUGGACUUAUAGUCCCACGAGUAACAACAACACUCCAAUACAAGGCUUCUACAUUUACUACCGCCCGACGGACAGCGACAAUGACAGCGACUAUAAAAGAGACGUGGUGGAGGGUGUAAAACACUGGCACAUGAUUGGACACCUCCAGGCCGAAACAUCCUAUGAUAUCAAGAUGCAGUGCUUUAAUGACGGAGGGGAAAGUGAAUACAGCAACGUCAUGAUCUGUGAGACCAAAGCGCGUCAGUCCCCGGGGUCGCCCAGCCAGCACCCUAUUACACCAUCCUACCCCCACCCACCGGACCCCCCCAGCCCACCCGGGGGGCUGCUGUACCUGAUCGUGGGCUGUGUUCUGGGAGUGAUGGUGCUCAUCCUGCUGGCUUUUAUCGCCAUGUGUCUGUGGAGGAAUCGCCAGCAGAACAACAUGCACAAAUAUGACCCUCCCGGCUACCUGUACCAGCCGACAGAGAUGAACGGCCAUGUCCUGGAGUACACCACCCUGCCUGGCUCCAGCCGCCUCAAUGGGGGUGUCCACGGGGGCUACGGGCACAACGGCCCCAUGUUACCCCAAGGCUGCCAUCACCUCCACCACAAACACCCCAACGGCGGCCUGUUCUCCCCCGGACACGUACACGGCCUCGAUGGUAGCCUGCCUCGCAGCACCCGAGACUACGAGCACUCGCACCCCCACCACCACCAUAAUGGUGGAGGCAUGUACACCGCUCUUCCCCAAACCGAGUCUUCUGACUGUAUGAGCUGUCAGAACCUCUGCAACAAUAACCGAUGUUACAAUAAGACCAAUGGCACUUUCUCCAGUGGCACUCUGCCUGUAAUGCAUCGCGUGGCACCAUGCCAGCAGGAUGGUCUGGAGAUGGUGCCUCUGGGCCAGGUUUCCUCGCAGUGCCACGGCCUCGACAGCCAUAUGCACUCUGGUGAGCAGGGGGCGGACGCAGGGUACCAGCCAGACGAGCACAGCGAGUCCUCGCCCUCGCAGCAUUCCUGCUGUCUGGUGGGGAACAAUGAAAACUGCCCAGCAGACAAUACUGCUGAAGAGGAGCUGGAGUGCAUGGACAUGGAGGGGCCUGUGGUCUGCUGGGAGACUCUCGGCCUGCCAGACUUGGACUGUGACGAAAAGCCUGGGUGGAUCUCUAGCAGCAGCCUGGCAGGAGAGCUGAUCCAGCCCGGCCCACAGGAGGUCUGAACGCGGCCCACACACUAGCACACUCUCCUGCAGCGCGGAGAGGAACCUGGCAGAGAGACAGUGGUGGAAAUAUCACAGAGGAAGAGGACCAGCCAUGGGAUAGUCAGAGACACUGCAUGUUACGGUGACAAAGACACAAAAACGUUGAAAGGACGAGCAAAGUGUGGAAAGAGAGCGCCUACAAGAGACUGAGACAAAGCCAGAUGGAAAGAGCAGAGGUUGCUCAAAGACUGAAACUAUCCCUCUGGAGGAAAGACUCAUAAAAAACUCUUCAGAUGACUUAUUUAUUUUUUGUAGUAGUGAAAUAUUAUUUCAUAUGAAUGUAUCUGUUUUAAAGAAAAAAGAAGUUUGUCUUUUAUAUUAUUUAUGCCUUUUUGGAUGAGAAAUACUUUUUAUUUUUUGUUGUUUUGUCCCUCUGUGUUCCACUCGAGCGUGGAGAUUAGCUAUUGUCUGUGUAAAGUUUUGUAAUAAUAUAAAGAGAAGAUAUGGAAGAGUCA